CAAAGUUGACAACCCUUGAUCGUCUUCUUCUUCUUCCAGAAGACACUAUUUAGUUGCAGUGAACACCGAUCGUGUGAGUAACUGUUUCAGAGAGAGAGAGAGAGAAUCAAAUCAAAAUGAGACCUCAAUUUGUACUAUUUGGAGAUUCAAUAACAGAGCUAUCCUUCAAGUCUGGCGGAUGGGGUGCUUCUCUCACUGACACUUACUCUCGCAAGGCAGAUAUACUGGUUCGAGGAUACGAUGGAUACACUUCUCGCUGGGCUCUCUUCUUGCUGCAUCAUAUUUUCCCUCUGACUUCAAGCACCCCUCCUGUUGCUACUACAGUCUUUUUUGGGGCUAAUGAUGCAGCACUUACAGGUAGAUAUAGUGAACGCCAACAUGUUCCCCUUGACGAAUACAAAGAAAAUUUGCGAAAAAUCGUUCGUCAUUUGAAGGAAUGCUCCCCGACGAUGCUUAUUGUCCUUAUAACUCCCCCACCGAUUGACGAGGAAUGGCAACAACAAUAUGCAGCAUCCCCACAUGGAGAAAAAGCAAUGAAACUUCCGGAAAGAACAAAUGAAGUCACUGGAAUUUAUGCAAACGGGUGUGUCGAGGUAGCAAAGGAAUUCGGUGUUUCUUCAGUCAACUUAUGGUCAAAGAUGCAAGAAAUACAAGGCUGGCAGAAAAAGUUUCUUAGUGACGGAUUGCACCUAACACCAGAGGGGAACAGGGUCGUUUAUGAAGAAGUUGUAAAAGUACUGAGUGGAGCUUGGCUUUCGGCCCCUGAAAUGCCUGCUGAUUUCCCUCAUCACUUAGAAAUUGAUCCUGAAAACCCUGCAAAGGUUUUCCAGGAAAGAUGCUUGUUGUGAUUUGUAAAAGAUAGAAAAGAAAGACUCUUUGUUUUAGUCUCCCUUUCCCUUUUCUCUCCUGUAACAUUUUCCAUCGUGAUGUAUUUCAAUGACAUGCAUACGGUUUUGUGAACAUGGAUAUGUAGAGUUAAAACAAUCUUGUAUUGUA
Helianthus annuus (common sunflower) is the source of this 996-nucleotide messenger RNA. RefSeq names its product GDSL esterase/lipase At5g62930. The transcript is spliced from 6 exons. Lineage: Eukaryota; Viridiplantae; Streptophyta; Magnoliopsida; Asterales; Asteraceae. The record is from RefSeq and is a predicted model, not a curated record. Bases 117 to 848 code for a protein of 243 amino acids. Gene Ontology annotation, molecular function: hydrolase activity, acting on ester bonds.